AUGUCGACUCGGCUACUGCGGCGUCUCGGCAGAGGUGUUUUUGUUUUCCGAUCGCCGGUGCCGAGCAGACGCUUGCCUUUCCGCGCUGGUACUAUCCAACGGCAGGUCGCCUUUCACCACUUGCCUGUUAUGUACCGAGGGCCUCUACCUAUUGGGGCUAUCCAAGAGGAGUGCUGGGACGAGGAGACGGAAUGUCGCUUCCUCUACAUUGGGGCAGACCCGGAGCAAGUCCACCCAGCUAUCUGGCAGGGUAUUCUACAAGGAGAUCUUGAGAAACUAAGAAAUACUAUCGCUGCUAUCCCAGAAGACGAGAGGGAGAUGACGCUCUGGCUUCAUCUCGCUAUUGAAGCCGGAAAUGAAGCCGCUGCUGCGCUUUUUAUGAGCGCUGGAGCGGAUAUGGCGCAGAUGUAUGGCUAUCAUGGCGGAGGACGGGCUGCGGCUCCGUACCGCGCUAUCCACAAGCACAUGAUGGAGCUGGUCAGGAGGAUGUGGGAGGUUACAGAGGAUGUCCCUGAUCCAAGACCCGGUAACGGUGGAAUUCGUCGCAACUGGUGGCUCGCCGUCGCUGCUGAGUGUGGACACGCCGACAUGGUCGAGGACAUGCUGGGAUGGAGUACCGACUGGGACUACGAUUGCGCUCUGUCGUAG
Molecule: messenger RNA, 648 nt
Organism: Pochonia chlamydosporia 170
Lineage: Eukaryota; Fungi; Ascomycota; Sordariomycetes; Hypocreales; Clavicipitaceae
Product: ankyrin repeats (3 copies) domain-containing protein
Exons: 1
Coding region: 1-648 (215 amino acids)
Source: RefSeq, a predicted model, not a curated record